Messenger RNA from Astyanax mexicanus (Mexican tetra), 1957 nucleotides. Its product is annotated as cytosolic phospholipase A2 gamma-like. Gene Ontology annotation, molecular function: calcium ion binding; calcium-dependent phospholipid binding. The transcript has 12 exons. Gene Ontology annotation, biological process: glycerophospholipid catabolic process. The annotation marks the transcript as partial. NCBI's taxonomy places the organism in Eukaryota, Metazoa, Chordata, Actinopteri, Characiformes, Acestrorhamphidae. Gene Ontology annotation, cellular component: nucleoplasm; cytosol; nuclear envelope. The record is from RefSeq and is a predicted model, not a curated record.
UGUAACAGUAAGGUGAGAGUUGGCCGCUCUCUGAAUGAUGCUGAGAAGCAGCAUGUGACGAAAAGGAGAGAGAAAGUCCUGCAAUCCCUGAUCCAGCAGAACUUAACAAUCAGUCCGGAUGUGGUACCUAACAUUGCGGUGAUGGGUUCUGGUGGUGGUCUGAGAGCUAUGGUGGGACUGCUGGGAUCACUGAGUCAGCUGAAGAAAGAGGGACUGCUGGACAGCAUCACAUACCUGAGUGGAGUCUCAGGAUCUACAUGGUGCAUGGCAUCAUUAUACAAAGAAGCAGACUGGUCCACCAAACUGGAGACUGUAAAACAAAACAUCGCCAAACGGAUGGCGGAUGGAAAAGUCAAUUGGCUGGAUCAAGCUAACAAACUGGCAAAAUACUUUUUCACAAAGGACAACUUCAGCCUCACAGAUAUCUGGUCUGCACUGGCUGUGUCAAGUAUGGUGAAUGAGGUUGAUGAACACAGUGUCACAGAGCAGAGGGACAAAGACGCCAACAACCCGUAUCCUAUUUACACUGUGAUCGACAAGCAGAGUAAAUAUGACCGACUGAAAUCAGAUCCCUGGUUCGAGAUCACUCCAGACGAGUCGGGUUAUUCUCUCAUGGGUGCUUUUGUAAAUACCUCCUUUUUUGGAAGUAAGUUUGAGAAUGGGAACAAGAUUAAAGAUCAGCCACAGAUGGACAUGCUGUACCUACAAGGUCUGUGUGGCAGUGUAUUAGCAGACAUGGAAUCUCUUCUUUCUCAGCUACUAACACUGAUCAAAGCAAAAACGAAAACCACAGCAAAAAGUGUCGUUUUACCAAAAGUGCAGAAUGGUUAUCAGAUGAUCCAAACACUUGUGGAAUUGAACCUUUGUGCUUUGAAAGGAGGGGACUGUUCAGUUUACCAGAAGACUCUGAAGAACCUCGUAACGAGUGAAAGCAAAUUGGCCGGUGUUCUAAAAUCGCCGACUUCAAAAAAGGCAAACCCCAAAGCAGAUAUCCAGGACACCACCCUGCAAGUGUGUAACUCAUUCUUUGACGUGUUUGGAGAGAAGAGAUCUUGGGACAGUGUUUGGAUUGCCAUUGUUAGAUCCUUAGAGAAAAUCAUCAGCUGGGUCUGGGGAACGACGUACAACUAUGUCAACAAGAUGAAAGUGGUAGGCGUUCACCCCAGUAUCCUCAGCUCAGUAACGAGAGAAUACGAGGAUGCUGGACUGUUAAACAACUCGCCGUAUAUGUCAGUUCUGAGAAAAGAACGAAACAUCGACCUCAUCAUUUCACUCGACUUCAGUGCAGGAGAUCAACUUGCGACAGUGUCUCAAAUAGCUCAACAGUGUAGAGAGCUAUACAUACCUUUCCCGGCAUUACCUGCACUACCCGUUGGAGGAACUAUAGAACCACAGGAUUUCUAUGUCUUCCGCGGUACCGGCAAAACUCCAACUGUGAUCCACAUUCCUCUUUUCAACAAGGUUAACUGCAAAGGAGAAGUUAAGAAGUGGCAGGACACAUAUAAAACUUACCAGCUGCACUACACUGCUACUAUGAUCUCAGAUCUCCUGAAAAAAGCGGCUUUAAACAUCAAAAACAACAAGCAAAAUCUACUGAAUGAGAUUAAAUACGCCAUUGAACGGAAGAAGCUUGGAUAAAGUAAAGUUGAAUACAGAUGAAAGGUGUUGAGGAUCAGCUAAACAAAUAUAUCUGGGUAGUCUGUAAAGUUUUGCUUGUAUUUGGUUACAUGGCUUGGAAUACUGUAAAUAUCAAAUUAACAAAGUGUGUAAUGGGAUUUUAAAGACUCUUUUUUUUUCUUUUCUUUUUUUUUUGCAAUAGGCAACAAGGUGUGUUUUGUCACACACAGCCCAUUUAGUCAUUGCUGUAUAAACACAAUGCCAUGGAAAUGAAAAAUAAAAUAAACACAUUACCACUAUCAUCCACAAUGAUCAUGCUGCUUGUAGCCACCAGUUUACA